AGGCUUGGCUGAAACAGACCCAGAGGCAGCACUUGAGGGAUUUGCUGAAGUAGUUCAUAUGGAACCUGAGAAGGCUGAUUGAUGGCUGUGUAUUUGUGAGAUUUGUGAGGCCGGAGACUGAUGUGAUAGAUCUGUCCAUUCGAAGUUCAGGGUCAUUAAGAACUGCAUGUUCUCAUUGCAGUUAAUUUUCUGUCUCAAGUAAACUACUACAACCUUGUAUUAAUUGACAUGCAGCCUGAGAAACAAGCUGAGGAUGAAUUAUGAGAAACUGCAAGUUGAGAUAGAUUGUGUUUUCUUCAUUAUGCAAAUGCAUGUGUGGAACAUGUGGGAGAAGAUCCUGAUAGUUUAUUGAACUUUAUCAUUCUUACAGCCUGUGGAAAAAAAUGUUAACCUUCCAAGUGCAGAUAAUUGUUUGACAAGAACUGGAAAUGUUUGUCAGGGGAUUUAAAGCUUUGAAGCAAACUGUUAAGCUUUACUAUAAGCUAGGGAAGUACAAGGAAAUGAUGGAUGCUUACAGAGAAAUGCUAACCUACAUCAAGUCAGCAGUGACAAGAAAUUAUAGCGAAAAGUGUAUAAACAAUAUCAUGGAUUUCGUCUCAGGAUCAGCUAGUCAGAACUUUGAUCUCCUACAAGAGUUCUACCAGACAACAUUGAAAGCCCUUGAAGAGGCAAAAAACGAGAGGUUGUGGUUCAAGACAAAUCUAAAACUUUGCAAAAUAUGGUUUGACAUUUGGGAGUAUGGACGAAUGAAUAAGAUUUUGAAACAACUCCACAAAUCUUGUCAAAAAGAAGAUGGUACUGCUGACCAGAAGAAAGGUACACAAUUGUUGGAGGUAUAUGCAAUAGAGAUCCAAAUGUACACGGAGACGAAAAAUAACAAAAAACUGAAGGAACUAUACACUAAAGCACUUUCAGUCAAGUCAGCAAUCCCUCACCCUAGAAUAAUGGGAAUAAUUCGUGAAUGUGGAGGAAAAAUGCAUAUGGCAGAGCGGCAGUGGGCAGAGGCAGCUACAGACUUCUUUGAAGCUUUCAAGAACUAUGAUGAAGCUGGGAAUCAGAGGCGCAUUCAGUGUCUAAAGUACUUGGUUCUGGCAAAUAUGCUGAUGGAGUCUGAGGUUAACCCCUUUGAUGGCCAAGAAGCAAAACCGUACAAAAAUGACCCUGAGAUACUGGCAAUGACUAACCUUAUAGCAGCAUAUCAACGAAAUGAGAUCUUAGAGUUUGAGAAAAUUCUUAAGAGUAAUAGAAGAACAAUAAUGGAUGAUCCCUUCAUCAGAAAUUACAUUGAAGAUCUUUUAAGAAAUGUCAGAACCCAAGUGCUGCUGAAGAUCAUUAAGCCUUACACAAGAAUCCGGAUUCCCUUCAUUUCCAAGGAGCUUAAUGUGCCAGAAAAUGACGUCGAGGAGUUGUUGGUCUCACUCAUCUUGGACAACCGUAUCCAUGGGCACAUUGAUCAAGUGAACCGGUUGCUAGAAUGUGGAGAUAGAUCGAAAGAAAUGAAGAAAUACGCUGCCAUCGACAAAUGGAACACACAACUUAGGUCUUUGUACCAAACUGUUGGCAACAGAGUAUGUUGAUAUUACCUGGACAUGAAAAAAAGCUGAGUGUGAUUAUAUUUAUGGACUCAUUAUUUAGCUCCUCUGUUCAACAUGUAGAUUUUUUGUACAAAAUUCGAUAUUUCUCUGUUUAAGUAGCAAGAGCUUCUAUCUGAUUUAUGUUA
Messenger RNA from Solanum tuberosum (potato), 1720 nucleotides. RefSeq names its product COP9 signalosome complex subunit 2. The record is from RefSeq and is a predicted model, not a curated record. The transcript has 11 exons. Lineage: Eukaryota; Viridiplantae; Streptophyta; Magnoliopsida; Solanales; Solanaceae. The coding region runs from base 429 to 1577 and encodes 382 amino acids.